CGAAUGGCAGUCGCAUUAGUAACAUCGUUAGUGUCCUUUCGGAGGCUGCGCGCACAUCGCGGUGUGCUGCGUGCGUGAGUGGCACUUGUGGUAGUACCAUCAGUUUCCCUCCUAAAAUCAUAUGACAAUUGUUAAGAAAUCGAAAUACCCGUGGGAAUACAGCAAGACACUCAACCCUUUUCACCAUAAUUCAACCCUUUAUUCUCCGCCAUGCUGAAUGUUAUUGAGGGAGAAAAGUGAGCCAUGGAAGAUACGCCGAAAAAUAAGCGUAAAAACUUUUCGCCAUCGCAGAUGCCCUUGGCCUCCGCCGACAAAUCACCAUCGCCAUUACCAUCGCAAUUCUGCCUCGUCGAAGAUACACCACCUCCACCACCCGAUGUUGCACGCUUCGAAUUCGCAAUGACUACAAUGCAAGAGCUACUAAAUCUAUACGGGCUUUCGAUAUCACCACGUGACAUUGUAGAAGCUCUUACAAAGGAAGCGACCGCCUUGAGACCACCCACUUUUGAGUUGGCGCAACCACCAACUCCUCCCGUGACACCGCAUAGUACGGUACCACCGUCCUCUGCUUCCAAAGAACAACCAGAUGACAGAAAACCAGUUAACCAAUCGUUGACCCUUUUUAGUAAAUAUCUAAAGAAAUUUUCCUCAUACGCUGAAUGUGGCAGCGAGCGGUGUGCAGCGGAAAAUACCCGAGAUCACUACCAUUGCUUCGAUACACACUGCGCAGGCAAAUGUCUAAGUAAGAAAGAGGAAAUAAUCAGACACGUAAAAUGGCAUAAGAAGCGCUCUGAGAGUCUUACAUACGGCUUCUUGCGCUUUAGUGCUACCGAUGAUUGCACCAUCCACUUUGGCACAGCGUGUACACAUAACCGUAAGCAGACUCACUACCACUGUCUGCGAACUAACUGUGACAAGAUAUACAUUAGCACAAGCGAUGUGCAGAUGCACUCAAAUUACCACCGAAAAGACAGUGUCAUCUACCAGGAAGGUUUCCAGCGUUUUCGCGCCACUGAAGAAUGUAACACAGACUAUUGCGCUUUCGCCAGACAACGAACGACACACUUUCAUUGUCGUCGCAGCGGGUGCAGAUACACGUUUAAGAACAAGGCGGAUAUGGAAAAACAUAAGAGUUACCACAUCAAGGAUGAGCAACUCACGCGUGAUGGCUUCAAGAAAUUCCUUAAAACUGAAGCUUGUAGUUUUGCGUCCUGUCGGUUCUCACAGGUUGCCAAUCACAUUCACUGCAUACGUGAAAAUUGCGCAUACGUACUACAUAGUAGUGGCCAACUUAUUAGUCACAAACGGAAGCACGAGCGUAUGGACGGUGAUACACGUCGCAAGGAUGAUGAUGAGGAUGAUAUGAUGCGUGUUUGUUCAGAUAAAAAGUGUCACGACGAACCACUAAACUUAUCUGCGCAUUACCAUUGCGCUUGUGGUGUUACAGUAGACAGUAGCGCCACGGAAGUGGCUCAGCACAUGCGAACACACGAUUCAGGGCCAAAUCUUUUACAGAUCACCUCUAUUGAUGGCUUCUUCAAUCGAAAACGCGGUCGUCCACCGAAAAAUCGCAUUGUGGAAGUUUACAACAGCGUGAGCGUUACGCAAUCACCGCAAGCCAUUUUCACGUCGUUUAAAUUGGAGAAAAAUUUACGACCGAGUGAAGAAGCUGCCGUAUCUACAGCAGAUACACUGUUCGAAUUUCAUGAUCAAACUUCGGAUUGCAGCCACGUGACAUGUCCCAAUCGGCGGCUUUUGCACCACUUUCAUUGUACUCGAUGUGGUUUCUCCUUUCAAUCGCCAGGGCAUGCACAGACACAUAAUUGUGAACGUCGUUUGCGACGUCGUUCUUCUUCAUCCUCUGCUUCGUGUACAUCCACCGUUUCAUCGGCCACAUCGUCACAACAUCCAAAAUUGGCCGAUGAUACGGAUGAGCGAGUGAGCGUGGUGAGAGCAGCCGGGACGUUUUUUCCCGAAAAUUCAAAUAGCAGUGAACCUAGUGAAGCGAAAAUCGAAUCAACGUGCGACUUUCCAUCCUGUAAGUUGAAGAAAAAGGUUCAUCAUCAUUGUAAUUUUUGCAAUCAGGCUUUUUCCGAGGAAUCUCGCCUCACUUUGCAUAGCAUUAAACACCAAGUGAAAAACGAAGAGGCUCCAAUGACGCUGUACCCUCACUCAGCAAUGUACAAAAACUUGUACCCAUUCUUUGAUAUACCGUCAACUUCGGUGCCACCACCAAAACUACCACGACUUGAUGAUGACGUUACACGCAGUUGUCGAAUGUUGAAGGAUGAACCAAUACCACUAGGUUAUCUUAAGUUCCGUUUCAACGAGGACUGCAAAUUUAACAAUUGUGGCUACCGGAAUCAUCAAUCACAUUUUCAUUGUUGCCGUCAUGACUGCUUUUAUAGUUUCUGCGAUAAAACACGAUUCGUACAACACACGGCUAGACACGAGAGACUAGACAAGCUCAUGGGCGAUGAUUUCAAACAAUAUCGGGCAAAUAUGCGAUGUGGUUACGAGAAUUGUGCCUACAGCAAGCCUUCAGGAAGCAACAACAAAUCAUCUCACUUUCAUUGCCUGAAAUGUGAUUUCAUUUGCUCUGACACAAACAAAGUUGUGGCUCAUCGGCGGCAGCACACCAAACUCGAGUACAUAAGGCUUGCUGGUUUCCGAAAGGUGAGCAAUAGUGAGAAGUGUAGUAAAGAGGCGAAUGACGUAUCGUGUAGCUACAGUGGUCGACAAACUCACUAUCACUGUCUCGUGUGCAACUGUAGCGUGCUGUCUCGGGCACAGCUCACAUCUCAUCGCCAUCGUGAAUAAAAAAAAGACGAGGUAUAGCUUGGAAUCGGUUGAGGUUAUAUUUAUUUAGAGUUAUAACUGGCGGUAAGAAAGAAGAUGUGAACAGUUUAAAUUUUCCCUCAAUGUUAUACCGCCCAACAACAUUGUGUGCCAUAGACAGUGCCAGGAACAAUAUAAUUAUAUAUUCUAUCCAAUUAUAAACAUGUACAAAGAUUUUAUCGAAUUUCAAGUGAGAUGAUACUGUCAGGUAGACUUUGUAGCCAAAACUGGGCAUAGACAGAUGUGACAAAUCGAAGAGGAUUUAAAAAAAAUUAUAGGAAUUUAGAAAUUAUCUCUAGAAAUUAUUUGACAACAUGUAAUAGCCAGUACCUGUACCCUAGACAGGUCAAGAAUUUAGCUUAAAAAAAUAUUGAAUGUGAGCUGUAUGUCAAUAACACGUUGUCCCAAUACCAGUUGCAUACUAAUGCAUCGUAAAUUAGGCAAAAAAUCUGUUUUGUGUAAUUGAUUUUUUCGAGUCGGAAUAAAGUUACAAUGUUCUCAGAUAUCUCCUACUCAAAGUUGUAGAAUUUAUUUUACCAAUUUAAAUUUAUGGUUCACCAAACCAAAAUGUUUUCAUUUUGUGUAAGCUUUUAAGAUUCAUAACAUUCAGAGAAAAUUAUUUUAAGUAUAUGUUGGGUACCUUUUACACGCCGAACAGACUCAACAUCGUCUGAGGAGUCGUUUUAAAUCGUGGGCUUUUCCCUAGGGGCUCGUUCAAACAUCUUUUUUGCCUUAACUUUUGAGUUUUCACUCUCCUGGGGAACAGUAAGGCUGGCAGUGUCGAUUUUAAUGCUAAACGUGACGUGAUCGGUCAUAUUUUUCACACAGCAAAGUAUUGCAGGAAUCAAUAAAAAGU
Phlebotomus argentipes is the source of this 3694-nucleotide messenger RNA. Its product is annotated as zinc finger protein castor homolog 1-like. Lineage: Eukaryota; Metazoa; Arthropoda; Insecta; Diptera; Psychodidae. The transcript is spliced from 7 exons. Gene Ontology annotation, biological process: positive regulation of transcription by RNA polymerase II; regulation of neuron differentiation. The coding region runs from base 244 to 2820 and encodes 858 amino acids. The record is from RefSeq and is a predicted model, not a curated record. Gene Ontology annotation, cellular component: nucleus. Gene Ontology annotation, molecular function: DNA-binding transcription factor activity, RNA polymerase II-specific; RNA polymerase II transcription regulatory region sequence-specific DNA binding.